This is a messenger RNA of Grammomys surdaster, 3267 nucleotides long. RefSeq names its product bone morphogenetic protein receptor type 1A (gene Bmpr1a). NCBI's taxonomy places the organism in Eukaryota, Metazoa, Chordata, Mammalia, Rodentia, Muridae. The record is from RefSeq and is a predicted model, not a curated record. Bases 342 to 1940 code for a protein of 532 amino acids. Gene Ontology annotation, cellular component: signaling receptor complex; plasma membrane. Gene Ontology annotation, biological process: dorsal/ventral pattern formation; protein phosphorylation; BMP signaling pathway. Gene Ontology annotation, molecular function: ATP binding; transforming growth factor beta receptor activity, type I; SMAD binding. The transcript is spliced from 13 exons.
CGAGCCGGGCCCCGCCGCCCCGCGGCUGUACGUGCCCGCCUGCGCCGAGCGCUGGAGGAUGAGUUUCUCGGGAUCCCGAUUUAUGAAAAUAUGCAUCUCUUUGAUACUGUCUUGGAAUUCAUGAGAUGGAAGCAUAGAUCAAAGCUGUUUGGAGAAAUUGGAACUACAGUUUUAUCUAGCCACAUCUCUGAGAAGUCUGAAGAAAGCUGCAGGUGAAAGUCAUUCUCAAGUGAUUUUGUUCUCCUAUAAGGAAACCUCAUUCAGUAAGGCCAUUUACAUUAGUGAAAUAGCAGGACCAGUUACUGAAAGUGGCCGUGUACAGGACACGUGUGAAUUGGACAAUGACUCAACUAUACACUUACAUCAGAUUAUUGGGAGCCUGUCUGUUCAUCAUUUCUCAUGUCCAAGGGCAGAAUCUAGAUAGUAUGCUCCAUGGCACUGGUAUGAAAUCAGACUUGGACCAGAAGAAGCCAGAAAAUGGAGUUACUUUAGCACCAGAGGAUACCUUGCCUUUCUUAAAGUGCUAUUGCUCAGGACACUGCCCAGAUGAUGCUAUUAAUAACACAUGCAUAACUAAUGGCCAUUGCUUUGCCAUUAUAGAAGAAGAUGAUCAGGGAGAAACCACAUUAACGUCUGGGUGUAUGAAGUAUGAAGGCUCUGAUUUUCAAUGCAAGGAUUCACCAAAAGCCCAGCUACGCAGGACAAUAGAAUGUUGUCGGACCAAUUUGUGCAACCAAUAUUUGCAGCCUACACUGCCCCCUGUUGUUAUAGGUCCAUUCUUCGAUGGCAGCAUCCGAUGGCUGGUUGUGCUCAUUUCCAUGGCUGUCUGUAUAGUUGCUAUGAUCAUCUUCUCCAGCUGCUUUUGUUAUAAACAUUACUGUAAAAGUAUCUCAAGCAGAGGUCGUUACAACCGUGAUUUGGAACAAGAUGAAGCAUUUAUUCCAGUAGGAGAAUCCUUGAAAGACCUGAUUGACCAGUCACAAAGCUCUGGUAGUGGAUCUGGAUUACCUUUAUUGGUUCAACGAACUAUUGCCAAACAGAUUCAGAUGGUUCGGCAGGUUGGUAAAGGCCGUUACGGAGAAGUAUGGAUGGGUAAAUGGCGUGGUGAAAAAGUGGCUGUCAAAGUGUUUUUUACCACUGAAGAAGCUAGCUGGUUUAGGGAAACAGAAAUCUACCAGACGGUGUUAAUGCGUCAUGAAAAUAUACUUGGUUUUAUAGCUGCAGACAUUAAAGGCACUGGUUCCUGGACUCAGCUGUAUUUGAUUACUGAUUACCAUGAAAAUGGAUCUCUCUAUGACUUCCUGAAAUGUGCCACACUAGACACCAGAGCCCUACUCAAGUUAGCUUAUUCUGCUGCCUGUGGUCUGUGCCACCUCCACACAGAAAUUUAUGGUACCCAAGGAAAGCCUGCAAUUGCUCAUCGAGACCUGAAGAGCAAAAACAUUCUUAUUAAGAAAAAUGGAAGUUGCUGUAUUGCUGACCUGGGCCUAGCUGUUAAAUUUAACAGUGAUACAAAUGAAGUUGACAUACCCUUGAACACCAGGGUGGGCACCAAGCGGUACAUGGCUCCAGAAGUGCUGGAUGAAAGCCUGAAUAAAAACCAUUUUCAGCCUUACAUCAUGGCUGACAUCUAUAGCUUUGGUUUGAUCAUUUGGGAAAUGGCUCGUCGUUGUAUUACAGGAGGAAUCGUGGAGGAAUAUCAAUUACCAUAUUACAACAUGGUGCCCAGUGACCCAUCCUACGAAGACAUGCGUGAGGUUGUGUGUGUAAAACGCUUGCGGCCAAUCGUGUCUAACCGCUGGAACAGCGAUGAAUGUCUUCGAGCAGUUUUGAAGCUGAUGUCAGAAUGCUGGGCUCAUAAUCCAGCCUCCAGACUCACAGCUUUGAGAAUCAAGAAGACUCUUGCAAAAAUGGUUGAAUCCCAGGAUGUAAAGAUUUGACAGUUAAACAAUUUUGAGGGAGAAUUUAGACUGCAAGAACUUCACCCAAGGAGUGGGUGGAAUUAGCAUGGAAUAGGAUGUUGGCUUGGUUUCCAAACUCCUUCUUCUACAUCUUCACAGGCUGCUAACAGUAAACCUUUCAGUACUCUACAGAAUACAAGAUUGGAACUUCAAACAUGUCAUUCUUUAUAUAUGGACAGCUUUGUUUUAAAUGUGGUUUUUUGAUGCUUUUUUGGUUUUUAUGAACUGCAUCAAGACUCCAAUCCUGAUAAGAAGUCUCUGGUCAAACUCUGGGUACUCACUAUCCUGUCCAUAAAGUAGUGCUUUCUGUGAAAGCCUUAAGAAAAUUAAUGAGCUCAGCGGAGAUGUUGAAAGGCAUAUUUGCCUUCUACCAGAGAAAGCAUCUGUCUGUGUUCUGUCUUUGUAAACAGCCUAUAGCUUAUGAUCUCUUUGGGAUACUUCCUGGUUUAUGAUGGUGCACCAUGCCUUUGAUAUGCAUACCAGAAUUCCUCUGCUGCCAAGAGGCUUAGAAGACAAGAAUGUAAAGGUUGCACAGGAGGGUAUUUGUGGCCAGUGGUUUAAAUAUGCAAUAUCUAAUUGACAUUCGCCAAUCUCAUAAAAGCCAUCUGCCUUGUAACUGUAGUAACUUCUCCACCAACUUUAUUUUUAGCAUAAUAGUUGUAAAGGCCAAACUACGUGUAAAUUGUCCAUAGACAUAGUCUGUUUUCCCCAUUUCACCAUUUUGUUCUCCUUUUGGUAAUUAUUUUUAUUAUAAAACACUUCCUAUCCAGAAUUGGAGCCCACCGUCUUGAACCAUACUUGGAAAGAAAUGCCUUUUCCUGGAGUCUGCCUUACUACUUCUGAUCGAGAUGUAUAUACCCGUGAUCAAAUUCUGAAGUCUUUGUUUUCAGUACCUCUUAAAAAGGGAAGUUGUUUAUUGUUUGUAAUGUGCUUUUAUUUUCAAAACCUGCAUAGCCUUCAGUCUAGCCAUGUUUUCCCUACAUACUCAAUUUUAUACCAAAACAGCUCACACGGGUCUCACAUCUGAUCCUUAAUGGGAAAUGUUUUAAAGUAGAACUGUGUAUGAAUUUGAGAAUUCAUGCAUUUAAAAACUUCAAACUAAAGCUUCACUAAGAUAUAUCUCAUAUCUCUUUUAUGAGGAUGGCUGCUGAUUUUUCAAUAACUGUAAAUGUAUUUUAGAUAGCUAAAUCUUUUGAAAUUUGGUUUUACAAUUUCUGGUCCCUAACUUGUGAAGACAGAGACAGAAGUACCCAGGCACUACCCAUAUUUACACUGAACAUUAUUAAAUAAAAUGAUAUGUAUUUUA